GCAAAGAAGAUCCGUUCAUAAUCCAUGCAAAAGCGCGGAUGAUCUAUCCUAAGUUAAAACUUUGCUUCAAACGUAAGCGAGGGAGCGGUUUAAGGUCUGCGUACAACCUACGUACGUAUGUGCUUAAACUUGAAGCUACUCGUUUCAUCUCCUGCUCUAUAUAUAUAACCUCCAUUCCUGGCAUGGAGGGCCCCUUACUUACUUCUUCUCACAUAUUUCCACUCUUCUCACAAUUUAGAUCCCACACGUUCUGGCCUUCUCAGAAUAUACCUUUCUUCCAAGAAUUAUUUCCAGAAUGUCCAACUUUUGCUUUUCUCCUUUUAGCUCUACUUCUCUCAGCCAAACAUCUGGCAGCAGUAAUCUGUUUGGAACAACUUCGUCAGCUCAGUCUCCUGUGUCAAUAUCACCUUCUUUCGGCGUUCUCACGCAGCCAUCUUCUAUCAACAAUUUUGGCUGGGGAAGAGGGAAUAUAUUUGGUGGGAAUUCUACAGGUGUUUAUGGAACAACUUCAGCUCCAUCACAAUCUCUGCCAAUAACAUCUACCUGUGCUGCUCUCAGCCAGACAUUUGGCAGCAGUAAUCUAUUUGCUGGGAACUCUACUGGUUUGUUUGGAACAACUUCGUCAGCUCAGUCUCCUGUGUCAAUAUCACCUUCUUUCGGCGGAGUUCUAACACAGCCAUCUUCUACCAACAACUUUGGCUGGGGAAGAGGUUAUGUAUUUGGUGGGAAUUCUACAGGUGUUUUUGGAACAACUUCAGCUCCAUCACAAUCUCUGCCAAUAACAUCUACUUGUCCUCCAUUUUCAUCUUUUCAAAGCCAACCAAAUGCCAACUCUCCUUUCCCUUCUUUUCAUUCUUCAAACCUUUUCUCUCCUCAAACUCAAACACAGAACAGUGGGCUGACACCAUUUUCAUCAUUUGCCAGUAAACCGAAUGCUAAUUCUUCAUUCGCCACUCUUCAAUCGAAUCCGUUUUCAACUAAACCAAAGGCCAGCUCUCCUUUCCCCUCAACUAGUUCAAAUUCCCAUUCUCCCUUUUUCUCAGUUCAGCCAAAUCCGUUUUCUUCCCAUAAUGAAACCAACAAAGGAGCCUGGGGAUUUUCACAAUUUCCUGUCCAGCCUAAUUCUAAUUCUUCUUUUCCCUCUGUAAGCCCUAAUCCGUUCUCUAAUCAGCCUCAAACCACUGGAUUAAAUGGAUUUAAGGAUUGUUCUAGCAGCCAAUCGAAUUCCAGUUCUCCUUUUCCCGCAGUUCAGCCAAAUCCGUUUUCUGCUCACAAUCAAAGGAUUCAAAGCAACAUAGGAGUUUCUGGAUUUACACAAUCUUGGAACCAGCCUAAUCCCAAUUCUGCUUUUCCUUCGGUUAGUUCAAAUCCAUUUUCUAUUCAAACUCUAACAAGUGGAUUGAAUGGAUUUGUGAAUUGUUCUAGCCAGACCAAUGCUAAUCCUUCAAAUCCAUUUGCCCCUCAAGCAAUCCCUACACCGACACCUUAUUCUUCUACUAAAUUGCUGGAUGAUGGAAAUUGUAAAUCCAUUUCUGCUAUGCCAAUUUAUGCAAAUAAAAGCCAUGAGGAACUCAGGUUCGAAGCCUACCAGCUUCAACGCAAAAAAGAUGGAAAAGGAACACUACCACAGGCUGAAAUUGGUGGAUACUCUCUGGUUCCUCCAGCAAACCCAACCAUCACAAACUCAUUUCCUGCUGUUGUUUCUUCACCAUUCAAUCCUCAACCAACAUUUUGGGGUCCUAUUCCACCAGUGGAUGCUCAACCAGUUCCUUCAAACCUAAUCCCUCAACAGAAACCGCCAUUUCAUUCUUCUUCUUCUUCUUCCCCCCUCUGGUCUUUAACAACUCCAUCAGUAAGCACCUCUGUUGCCCCCGGAUGGCUCACUCCUACUUCAGCAACAACACAAGAAAAUACUUUUGCAUCCAAAUUCUCUUCACCUGUUUUUGAUUCUUCCAAUUCAUCACUUAAGUUUGCUUCUAAACCUACAUUGUGCUGGAAUUGCAAUGGCAUCACAAGUCAGACAUCCCAGCCGACCUCAACUGAACCAAGUACACAGCCUUCUCCCAAUCAGCCGAACCCGUUGUGCAUUCAAAAGACUGCAGGGGAGCUUGUGGAAACUCCCUAUUCAACACCUCAGGCGCUACAAAUCACAUCUAGCCAUCCUGAAUCUAUUAUUUCAGUUCAGUAUGGGAUUUCGUCUUUAUCAGUUUCUGACAAGGCAGCUCCAACAGGAAGAAGAUCCUCUCUCAUAGUUCGGCAUUCAUCUUUGAGUCGAGCUAAGAUGCCUACUCUAAGAUACAAUAAGGAUGCCAAUGUUUCAAAAGUUCCGUUUUUCACGGCUGGUGAAGGAAAGUCAACAGGAGGUGCAAAGAUGAACUUUGUAAUAUUUCCAAGAGAAAAUCCAAGGUCUUGGAUUCACCCCCCACAAAAAGAGUGUUCUGAAAGUCAUAGUCCAAAGACAUCUCCUGAUAUGGAGCAUACAUCUAUUACGCUCUGUGAGAAUGGAAAUGUCAUGGUAGAGACGUUUACUUCAGCUUCAACUUCCUCUUUGCAUAUAGAUACUUGCAUCCAAGAUGGUAAAUCCACACAAGUACACUCAGCCAAAGAAAGCCAAAUUGACACAUGUGAAGCAGUGGAUAAUAAACAUGACAUUGAUGUUGAUGCCACUAUGCCAAAGCUAAGAUCCAAGGAGUACUAUACAGAACCUACCAUAGAAGAAUUGACAGCAAAGGAAAAGGAGGAACCGGGCUUCUGCAGCAGUGUUCAAGAUUUUGUGAUCGGAAGGCAGGGUUGUGGUUCCAUCAAGUUUAUAGGCAAGACGGAUGUUCGGGGGCUUGAUCUUGAUGCUUUGGUCAAAUUCAACCACCGUGAGGUGAUGGUGUACAUGGAUAACGACAGCAAGAAACCUGAAGUUGGAAAAGGUCUCAACAAGCCUGCUGAGGUGACACUUCUUAAUCUACAGUGUGUUGACAAGAAGACGGGAAAGGUUUACAGAGAUGGACCGUUGGUUGACAAGUACAAGAAUCUGCUCAUAAGAAAAUCAGCUGAGCAAGGUGCAAAGUUUGUUUCUUAUGAUCCAGUGGAAGGAGAGUGGAAAUUUAAGGUCAAGCACUUCUGAAAUGUUUAAUGAUGAGUUUUAGACUUUUACAUGAGUUGUUCUUUUGAUUCUGUAUUGAAAAGGUGUAUAGGUUAUAAAGUCAUUUGGGUUACAUUUGUCAAUUUAAGUUGUGAAUUAUGAUGGUUGUUGGCUUAGUCCAUAUUUUGGCUUUGAUUGUUGGUUUAGACCAUAGUUUGGCUUUGGUUCUUCAAUUUGGUCUGUCUUGUACAUUAACCAACUUGAAAUUAUCUUUGAAGGUUAUAAUCUCCAUAGUGCUUCUAAACUGAUCUACUAAUCUUUAUUGUGCCUCUAAGAUAUCUUC
Messenger RNA from Cuscuta epithymum, 3419 nucleotides. NCBI's taxonomy places the organism in Eukaryota, Viridiplantae, Streptophyta, Magnoliopsida, Solanales, Convolvulaceae. The record is from the annotation of a GenBank genome assembly.